Clonostachys rhizophaga is the source of this 306-nucleotide messenger RNA. The record is from the annotation of a GenBank genome assembly. Lineage: Eukaryota; Fungi; Ascomycota; Sordariomycetes; Hypocreales; Bionectriaceae.
AUGAUCGGUUCAGAACCCAAGAAUUUUCACAUGGACGCUGCAAAGCAGGCUGGCGGUGGCUUGUAUCCCGUACAGUGGACUGCGAACUGCGGCUCGACGUUCAAGCUGCGAGGUGAUGGCGGAUGGGCAAUAAGCUCUCGUGUGUUCUACCAGGGAAGCGACACGGCAAAAGAGAUUCUAGCCUUCCAUGGCGGGCUGCAGGCGCGGUGUACCUGCUUGCCCUCCAAGGCUGGCAGCCCUCGGAAGUACCUCCUGCCAGCGCACUCGGCGUUAGAUUGGCUCGCCACCUACAAGCUGGCCCCAUGA